GCCAGUGAUUGCUUUUGCUUCUUCUCACUUUAUUCUUUCUCUCUCUCUCUUUCUCUCUCUUUGGCCCUUCAAAGAUGCACCUCAAUCUUUCCUUUUGGCAAAGACCAGCAUCCUCAAUUCUUCACAAUUCUUUUACUACAUAGUUGCUCCCAAAAAAACCUUUGCUUUUUUCUCUCUUCUUCUGAACCCAUUUAUUUUUUCCCGGAAUUUCGAUUGUUAAGGUUGUUGCACAUCGCGUUUCAUUGUCCCUCAACGCCUUUCGGCGGAAAUUUCAUCUGGGGUUUUUUCGUGGAUCGGACCAGAUCCUGUUUCUCUCUGAUCCAGCUAUAUUGUUAAGAUUUGUCAUAAUAAGAAGCACCAUGGAUGUUGAUAAAGAAUUUUUUGCUGAAUCCUCUGGCUGCUAUCAAUUAGUGUUUUUUGUUGAUAAAUUUAGCAAAGAUGAUACUAUCUUAUGAUGGCUAAGAGAGUUGACGCUGAAGAGAGGUCAUUGUUUCAUUGGAUGUUGUCCCUGUCUGAGAUUCAGUUAGCACAUGCUUGGCUAACUUGCUGAUUGAGGUUGCUGCUUUGUAUGUUUUGAAGAGUUUCAAUAAGGAGUUCGUUUUGUUGAGCCAAUUUUAAGUUAUGAUCAAGCAGAUACUAAAUAGGCUCCCUCGGAAGCCCUCCAAGUCGGGGGAAAGCCGAGAAGGAGGGGUGUUAUCAACGCCCUCUUCGACUCCUUCGACCAGUGCAAGGACCACCGAUGUAGCUGGCAACCGUUAUGGAAAUUCAACUGCUUCAACUCUUUCAGGCGUUGUUGAUUCUAAUUUGGUUCCUGGAGUAAAUCAUGGUGACAAGAUUGCCCAAGCUUUGAACUCAAAACUAAAUCUGAAUGGAAGUUUUCCAGUUUCUGCCUAUGAAGCCUUGCCAAGUUUUCGUGAUGUUCCAAAUUCAGAGAAGCAGAAUUUGUUUAUAAGGAAGCUGCAAAUGUGCUGUAUUUUAUUUGACAUGACUGACCCUACGAAGAACCUCAAAGAGAAGGAAAUUAAGCGACAAACAUUGGUAGAACUUGUGGAUUAUGUGUCAUCUGCUAAUGGGAAGUUUACAGAUGUUACAAUGCAAGAAAUUGUGAAAAUGGUGUCUAUAAAUUUGUUCCGGACAUUUAUUUCUCCUCCUCGUGAGAACAAAGCUCUUGAAGCAUUUGAUGUAGAUGAAGAAGAACCUUCCAUGGACCCUGCAUGGCCUUUCUUGCAAAUUGUGUAUGAACUGCUUCUAAGGUUUGUCACAUCACCUGAGACUGAUGCAAAGUUGGCAAAAAGGUAUAUUGAUCACUCAUUUGUCCUGAGACUGUUAGACCUUUUUGAUUCAGAGGAUUCCAGGGAACGGGAAUACUUGAAGACAGUUCUUCAUCGUAUUUAUGGGAAAUUUAUGGUGCACAGACCAUUCAUCAGAAAAGCAAUCAACAAUAUAUUCUACCGCUUCAUUUUUGAAACUGAGAAACACAAUGGGAUUGCAGAACUCUUAGAAAUCUUGGGAAGUAUAAUCAACGGAUUUGCUUUGCCACUGAAAGAAGAGCACAAGCUGUUUCUUGUGCGAGCACUUAUUCCUCUUCAUAAACCAAAAUGCAUACCAAUGUACCACCAGCAAUUAUCUUACUGCAUUACACAGUUUGUGGAAAAAGAUUGCAAGCUUGCUGAUACUGUUAUACGGGGAUUAUUAAAAUACUGGCCCAUUACUAAUAGUUCUAAGGAGGUUAUGUUCAUAGGGGAGCUAGAGGAGGUCUUAGAAGCAACUCAACCUGCAGAAUUUCAACGAUGCAUGGUACCCUUGUUCCGGCAAAUAAGUCAUUGCUUAAGCAGUUCACAUUUCCAGGUAGCAGAGAGGGCUUUGUUCUUAUGGAAUAAUGAUCACAUCGGGACUUUAAUCAAGCAGAACCACAAAAUUAUACUUCCCAUUGUCUUACCUGCUCUGGAACAAAAUGCUAGAAACCACUGGAACCAGGCCGUCCAAAGCUUGACGAUAAAUGUGCGCAAGAUAUUCGCCGACACCGACCCGGAAUUCUAUGAAGAGUGCAUGAUGAAAGUUCGGGAAAGUGAAGCGCAAGAGAAGGAUAUGAAGUCCAAGCGUGAGGCCCGAUGGAAGCGUUUAGAAGAAAUGGGAGGCAUGAAAGCAACAACCAAUGAAGCUGUUCUGGUUUCUCCCAGAACUGCCUCUCAUGCCCCUUCUAGCAAAGCUAGUAGAACUCAGUUGGAGUGAUCCUUGUGUUUUGGUAUUGGCAUUGCAGAGUCCAAAAGCAUAACUUAUGCUGCAUUGCACUAUGUUGCAUAAGAAUACAAGGGGUGAUGAUGAUGUGUUGGUUUUUGUUGGUUCCAUUGACCUCAUUGAUAAAAUUUCAUGGCCAAAAAACGUGGGGUACAAAACAGCUCCAACUUAACAGCAUGGAAUGAAUGUAUAUAUUGGAUUGCAUGGACAAGAAUGGUUGCCUCAAGCCACAGUUUAUUUGAGAAUUUGUUUUCUAAAGCUGGCCUUCGCUGUUUGAUGUUUCCAAUGGCUUGAAUUCAACGUUUAAUCUGCUUUCAUACUUAAACUUUGAUGGAAGCAUCCUGCAUUUUUUGUUGCCAAUGUUUAGUGUUAAUCAUGGUUCUUUUUGUGUAGGUGAGUUGGUUGUUUAAGGAAAUUGGGCCAUUAGAGCUUAUCUUAUGUGAAUUGCUGUGGACGCUCAAUUUUAUUAAAUGAUGAAAGUAAAUUAUUUAGUGAAUGUGUUAUUACU
Molecule: messenger RNA, 2746 nt
Organism: Vigna radiata var. radiata (mung bean)
Lineage: Eukaryota; Viridiplantae; Streptophyta; Magnoliopsida; Fabales; Fabaceae
Product: serine/threonine protein phosphatase 2A 57 kDa regulatory subunit B' theta isoform
Exons: 3
Coding region: 622-2232 (536 amino acids)
Biological process (GO): signal transduction
Cellular component (GO): protein phosphatase type 2A complex
Molecular function (GO): protein phosphatase regulator activity
Source: RefSeq, a predicted model, not a curated record